This is a messenger RNA of Dermatophagoides pteronyssinus (European house dust mite), 1746 nucleotides long. RefSeq names its product protein arginine N-methyltransferase 1-like. Lineage: Eukaryota; Metazoa; Arthropoda; Arachnida; Sarcoptiformes; Pyroglyphidae. The record is from RefSeq and is a predicted model, not a curated record. Gene Ontology annotation, biological process: chromatin remodeling; peptidyl-arginine methylation, to asymmetrical-dimethyl arginine. Gene Ontology annotation, molecular function: histone methyltransferase activity; protein-arginine N-methyltransferase activity. Gene Ontology annotation, cellular component: nucleus.
CAUGUAUUGCGUUAAAAGUUUGGAAACGUGAUGAAAAUCUUCGAAACGAAAAUCUUAUUUUUAUAUUUUUUUAAAAAACUAAAUUGAUUUGUAAUCGUUUAACAAUGGAUGACGAAUUAUCAUUAUCAUCAUCAUCAUCAUCCUCGGGUGAUGAAAAUGAUUAUAUCGAACAGGAAGAACCAUUAGAAUUCAAUAUUAAAUGUUUAUUUUGUGAUCAUUAUACUUCCACACAUCAAAAAAUGUUUGAUGAACAUAUCCAACCAAAUCAUCAUAUUGAUUUGAUUGAUAUUUGUCGUAAACAUCAUCUAGAAACAUUUGAUUUUAUUAAACUUGUGAAUUAUAUUCGAAUCAAACAAAUUUUAGCUACAAAUGUUGAAACAAUUAUCGUUGAUCGAUUAUUCGAUAAAGAUGAAUACCUGAAACCAACUAUGGAAGAUGAUAAUUUUCUUAUGUUUGAUUAUGACGGUGAAAUUAAUGAUGGCAAUGAUGAUGAGGAUGAUGAUGAACAAAUGAACAUCAUGAAUAUUUCAAGUGUAGAAUUGAAAAAUAUUUGUGAUAAAUUAUCAAAAGAAAAAUUAACUAAUAUAAUCAUCGAAUUGAAAGGAAAAUUGAAUGAUGCUCAAAAUGAUAUGAGACAGAUGCGUAAUCUGUUUAUUGAACAACAACAAUCCGAUGGUGGUGAUGUUAUUAAAAUUGAAAAUAAUGUUGCGAAUUUGGAUGAACAAUCCGAUAGUACUUAUAUGGAUUCUUAUUCACAUUUUUCUAUCCAUCAUACAAUGUUGGCUGAUAAACCGAGAACAUUAGCCUAUCAAGAUGCUAUAAUUGAGAAUAGUUCAUUAUUUAUUGGCAAAACAGUAUUGGAUAUUGGUUGUGGUACCGGUAUAUUAUCAUUGUUUGCUGCAAAAGCAGGUGCCAAAUUAGUUGUCGCUGUUGAUCAUAGUGAUAUUGUUAAUAAUGCUCGAUCAAUUAUCAUUGAAAAUGGUUAUGAACAAACUAUUCGUGUUGUACGUGGUAAAUUAGAACGAUUAGAUUUUGAAAAAUUAUCCCUACCAACCAAAUAUGAUAUAAUCAUUUCCGAAUGGAUGGGCUAUUUUCUUCUAUUUGAAGGAAUGCUUGAUACCGUAUUGUAUGCACGUGAUCAUCUAUUACAGCCACAAGGAGCCUUAUUACCGAGUCGUUGUAAAAUAUUUUUAUCCACUUUUUCCGAUUGUAAUUUCUAUGAAAAUAAUAUCGAUUUCUGGAAUGAUGUAUACGGUUUUGAUAUGUCUUCAAUGAUUACCGAUGUUACAAAGGAAGCAACUGUCGAUCUAAUAUCGCCGGAAAAUAUCUGUUCAGCAGCGGAAAAAAUUUUCGAUUUCGAUCUGAUUUCAUGUCCAAUAACAGAUUUUGCCAACGAAUUAUCAUCAACAUUUGAAUUUCAUUUUAAAAAUGAUAAAACUAUUCAUGGAUUUGUUGGCUGGUUUGAUUGUUAUUUUGAUUCAAUGACAAAAUUGAUUAUAUUAAGUACAUCACCAUUUGCUGAGCCUACACAUUGGAAACAGACAAUAUUUCCAUUAAAAGAACCGAUUCUUGUUGCAGCCGGUCAAUCGAUACGUGGUGAAAUACGAAUCGGAAAAAAUAGCCAAAAUCCACGUGCGCUUCAAAUUCGUCUUUUAUUACAGCAACCAAUUCUUAAACUUGUUUAUAAUAUUUGUUAAACAGAAAAUAAUUUCUUUUUUCUUUAAAUAUCUUUUAAUAUUAUUCAAU